AUGCACAAUACAACAAGAGAAAGAACAAAAAGAACAAAAGUAUAUUCAACAAUAAAUCAAAUAGAAUCACAAAAUGAUAGAAGUAAAAGAAACAACCUUGGGGAGUGUCAUAAUGUACAUGAAGAUGUUGAAAAUGGUGAUUCUGGUGAUAAUAUUAAUGGAGUUGUCAAUGAUGUUAACGAGUCUAAUGGUGGUAAUUCGGGAAAAAUCAAACUAACUGAUAAAGAGAGAUUGUUAUCUAAUGAAAAACAAAAUGAUGAAAGCUGGACACUAUCAACUGAUGACGAAAAAUAA
This is a messenger RNA of Entrophospora sp. SA101, 294 nucleotides long. The record is from the annotation of a GenBank genome assembly. Lineage: Eukaryota; Fungi; Glomeromycota; Glomeromycetes; Entrophosporales; Entrophosporaceae.